Messenger RNA from Manis javanica (Malayan pangolin), 8806 nucleotides. RefSeq names its product methyltransferase 16, RNA N6-adenosine (gene METTL16). NCBI's taxonomy places the organism in Eukaryota, Metazoa, Chordata, Mammalia, Pholidota, Manidae. Gene Ontology annotation, molecular function: 23S rRNA (adenine(1618)-N(6))-methyltransferase activity. Gene Ontology annotation, cellular component: nucleus. Gene Ontology annotation, biological process: rRNA base methylation. The record is from RefSeq and is a predicted model, not a curated record.
UGGCUGCCCAAGAUGGCGGCGCGCUGGGAGCGUAUCAUCUGCGUUUCUAGGAGCUUCGCGCUGCGGGUGGCUUAAGAUUUUGGGGCUUUAGAGCCCCAUUGUAGCUCGGUCAUCUGGCGGGAAGUUUGACCUCGGAGAUGGCUCUGAGUAAAUCAAUGCAUGCAAGAAAUAGAUACAAGGACAAACCUCCUGACUUUGCAUAUCUGGCAUCCAAAUAUCCAGAUUUUAAGCAGCAUGUUCAGAUAAAUCUGAAUGGAAGAGUGAGUCUUAAUUUUAAAGACCCUGAAGCAGUCAGAGCUCUGACUUGUACUCUCCUAAGGGAAGAUUUUGGACUUUCUAUUGAUAUUCCAUUAGAGAGACUAAUUCCCACAGUUCCCUUAAGACUCAACUAUAUUCAUUGGGUUGAAGAUCUGAUUGGUCAUCAGGACUCUGACAAAAGUACUCUCCGAAGAGGAAUUGACAUAGGUACUGGGGCAUCCUGCAUCUAUCCUUUACUUGGAACAACUUUAAAUGGCUGGUAUUUCCUUGCAACAGAAGUAGAUGAUAUGUGUUUCAACUAUGCAAAGAAAAAUGUGGAGCAGAAUAAUUUAUCUGAUCUUAUAAAAGUGGUAAAAGUACCACAGAAGACACUCCUGAUGGAUGCUCUUAAAGAAGAAUCUGAGAUAAUCUAUGACUUUUGCAUGUGCAACCCUCCUUUUUUUGCCAAUCAGUUGGAAGCCAAGGGAGUAAACUCUCGAAAUGCUCGAAGACCUCCACCUAGUUCUGUAAAUACAGGAGGUAUCACAGAAAUCAUGGCAGAAGGAGGUGAAUUAGAGUUUGUUAAAAGGAUCAUCCAUGACAGUUUACAACUUAAAAAAAGACUAAGGUGGUAUAGCUGUAUGCUGGGAAAGAAAUGCAGCCUGGCUCCUCUGAAGGAAGAACUUCGCGUACAAGGGGUUCCUAAAGUCACCUACACUGAAUUCUGUCAAGGUCGGACAAUGAGAUGGGCUUUAGCUUGGAGUUUUUAUGAUGAUGUAACAGUACCAUCACCACCAAGCAAGCGAAGAAAAUUAGAGAAGCCACGGAAACCCAUUACAUUUGUAGUUUUGGAGUCUGUGAUAAAAGAAUUGUCCCUUAAAGCGUCAUCUUUGGGCUCUGAGACAGUGGAAGGCAUAGUAGUUGUGACAACGUGGAUUGAAAAAAUUCUCACCAAUCUGAAGGUUCAGCAUAAACGAGUACCAUGUGGAAAGGAGGAAAUUAGCCUUUUCCUAACAGCCAUAGAAAACUCCUGGAUUCAUUUAAGGAGAAAAAAAAGAGAACGAGUGAGACAACUGAGAGAGGUUCCCCGAGCUCCUGAGGAUGUCAUCCAGGCCUUGGAAGAGAAAAAGUUCACCCCCAAAGAGUCUGGUGGUGACCAAGAUUUGGCCCAGGGCCCCCAGGAGAGUGGCUUGUGUGGGCCUGCUCUACCGGAAAGCAAGUCUACCACUGCUGAGGGCCACUGCCCAAACCAGGAUUCACUUUCCCGGCAAGAGGAACCCAUGGAGGAGGAAGGGAGUGAGGAAAAGGGAGGGAUGAAGGUUUUGGAAAGUUGUAAAGGCUCAAGCAAUGGGGCCCAGAACCAAGAGGCUUCUGAUCAGUUCAGCAGCCCAGUGUCUGAAAAAGGGAACCAUCUCCAAGUAGUGGCUGGACAUUACCUAUUCAAGUGUUUGGUAAAUGUAAAGAAGGAGGUAGAUGACACCUUAGUUGAAAUGCAUUGGGUUGAGGGCCAGAACAGGGAUUUAAUGAACCAGCUUUGUACCUAUAUACGUAACCAAAUUUUUAGGCUUGUUGCUAGUUAACCCCAAACUUGAUGCAGUUGGGAACAUCUCUCUAAAUUAGCUUGCUUUGGAGUAGCCUGUGGGUGGCAAGAGGAAUUCCACUAUUGGCCCAUGGGUAACAUACCAAAUCAUCUUCAAAAAAAAAGAAAAGGAAACAAAUUAAUCCAGUUUUAAAUCCUCCCCCCCCACCCCACCCCUUUUUUAAACUUCACAAGGCAUUAGUAUGGUAGUUCAAGAUAAUGAAUUGUGGUUAUCAGCAUCAAUACGGAGCCAAUACGUAGACUCAUGAGGGAUUUAAACAUGACUUAGGCUGAUCACCUUAGCUUUAGGCCAGUUCCCUGAGGCCAAAGGGUUAUUUUUGUCUAGUUGGGUCAGAACUGCACAGAGUAUCAUGCUCUCUGUCACCCUGAGUUGCUCUUGAGGAGGGAUGGCUCUCCUUUCCUCCGAAUGGAGGCAGUGCCCCUGUGUCCUCCUCUAAAGUCACCUUCAAGACUGAAGACAUUCUCGUGGGAAUGUAUGAUUUAUUACUGCUGCAUCAACCCUGAAAAAGGCACUGGCCUAAUAGUAGGUGGCAGGAGAGUCAGGGAGAGAGAGCUUAGUAGUGCCCAUAAGACAGGCUGAUGUGGGGAAUGCCUGGAAACAUCACAUCCUGACUCGUGUCUGUUUCGAUGUUGCUUAUUUCAGAAACAGAAUUAGGUAAGCAAAACUCCCAGAUGUGACCAAGGCACUGCAGAAUGAAGCCAUAUCCCUACCUCCAACCUGUUUUUUAGCAGUUUUACUGGUAUUUGCUUUUUGUUUCAACAUUUGAAGUGGAGCUUUGGUUUGUUUUUAAUAUAGGAAUAUUCAGAAUUAAAAAGUGUCAGUCCUGUUUGAAUCCUGGGAUUGGGGGAAAUAUUUUCUUGACUUUGAGUGGGUAAAUGAUCGGAAUAAGAAACAAAGCAAGGAAGUUAAUGUAGGUUGCUUAAGAAAGUGUCAUCUGUUGACAGAUAAGUUGUGGCUGAUCAGAUAGUGCUUUUUGUGGGUUCCCUUGUAACUCCCUCUGUGCUUACCUGGUUGCACUGGAGAAUUCUUGAGUCUGGGCUAACCAUGUUCUUAAAACAUGUUUCUAAUUGGAAUGUCAGGGCUCUGCAGAAAUGUGUCUCUCUGGAAAAGGAGUCUCUUCUUUUGUUCUUUUGGUUUCUCAGUUACCCUCUGCUUGACUUUCACAGCCUAAUUUUACCCCAGCAACAUAAGGUUCUGUUUACACUGAGAUUUUUGAGGAUGGUUUCAGAGCUGCUUGCCAUCUUCAAAGAAGACUGGGACUGGGUAGUUAAGCCACUCUUCUGAAAGGUGGCUGCUGGUUAGGGCAGAAAACUGAUGGCUUUAGCAUAUCUUGGCAGUACCUAGACCAGGCCCUCAGCAUAGGAAAUGAAAAUAGGACCCUAUUACACGCAGAGCUGCGGAAGAGAAAAUAUUAACCAGUGUUAACUUGCCCCAUCCAUAGAGGCUCUAGAGAAUGCAUAAACUCCCUGGGUUAUUUCCAGAAGCUCUGUAAACAUACCGUAUUGUGUCUUUUGUCUUUGCUUUUGUUUUUUCUGGACAGAAGGGUCCAUGACUUAGGAAAGAGGGGUCAGUGACCUGCAGAGGAUCAGGAAUUGCUCUUCUAGUCCAGCCUCUCAUUUGACAGAAUGAGGAAACCAAUGCCCAGAGUUACAGAGAGCCGAGAUCCAGUCCAGGGCCUUGGGUUCCCCCAGCCCACGGUUCCUGUCCUGUGCCCACCCACACUGUCCUGCUGUACUUAUUUCUGAUGACAUUUGAAUCAUAUGCUAGACCCAAACCUAGUUUCUGUCUUGAUAGAAUUUUAGGAUAAUUGAGUUAAAUGGCAACUAUUCAUUUGAUGAGUGGUCACUAAGUAUAUAUUAUUUUCUUGUUUGUUUGAUCAUUGAAGAAUAGACAUUAUGCAUUAAAGAUUUGGAAUAAAUGAAAGUAGAAAAGAGCCACAAAGUCACCGCCAGUGUCAGUCUUCUUAAACACAUCCACUUGUCGGUGUUCCAUGUUUCCUUCUAGCCGCUUUCUGUCAGUCAGGUGGGCGAGUGUGGGUUCGACUUGGAUUGUUCUCAUGCUGGAUAUUCAGUUUCAUGUUACAUCAUGAAACAGUUCAGUGCUACAUCUUAACAUCUUGUAUUUUGCCGUGUUACACAGUAGUACUUAAACUCCUUGUCUGUGCACAGUGUAUUUCAGGCACAGUAUUAGCCUUUGUUUAAGUUCUAGUACUUAGAGAUCCCCAGAGAAUACUCUGUAACUGGAGGCACAAAAGAUGUGUCUUGUGGCUGUGUGUGUUUCGGUGCCCCACCUUUAAAUUAAGGCCUGGUGUCCUGGAGAGGUUGUAGGUGUUAAGCUGAUGCUCUUAGAAUUUAAAAGCUGUUUGAUGAGGGAAGCUUCUGCUGCUAGAGUUGCGAGUGCCUGCUUUGCACUUGGAUGCCUGCCUUUUCUUCUCCAAGAAUAGUUUAUUUCUAUCUAGUGAGAGAACAUUGAGAACAUUUUUAAAAGACAUCUAAAAAUUAUUUUAGUUAUAUCAUACUUUAUAUUUGUGUGAUGUGUGCUAAUAUAUACCUGUGAUAUGGGGAAAAAGGGAUUUUUUUCUUUAAAGAAAUAGGUUCCUGACCCAUGAAUCAUAUGUUGAGUGCUACUGGCCUUAGGUGUCUAAAGGUCAAGUUCAUGUUACUGGAUUGAUACAGAAUUAAAUCUUUGUGUUAUUAUCUUUAAUUCUAUUCUAGUCCCUGGCAUUGGCUUCUGAUUGCUUGAUAAAGUGGGAACAGAAGCUGAACUUGUUUCCUAAAAGCCACUAAAGCUGCUUUUGUUCUCUGGAAUCUGCUUUUCUUCCAGCAGUUGAGUUCCUUCACCCCACAUCCUUGCCCAGCUAUUCACACACCAAAGCAGUGCUGUGAGUCCCAGCAGGGUGGGCACCUCUUUUGUGGAGUUGCAGCUAAUCAUAAGGGUUCAAAUUGAUGACUUAAAUUUUUAGUUUAUGUUCUUUGAGGCACGAAACCUCUCUCCUCUUAAUGGAAAUGAUGUCAGCACACCAACUUCUAAGCUCUGACAAGUAAUAGCACUGCAGAAUGUGGGAAAGAUGCAAAAUCCUGUAGAAAAUCUUAAGGGAGGAAGUCCCUCAAUCUUACUUAAACCACAGCACUUUUCUCUCACGCCACACGGGGGCAUCAUUGGCCCUUUCAUCAAGCUCUGUAACUUCACUGUGGGAGCAGAUAAAAUUCUGUCCUUGGUAUUUUCUUGAAAUAUCCAGUUGCUACCCAGAUAUUUUUAUGUAAACAAGUAGAUUUUCAUAUAAAUAUAAAAAAGAAAAGUAGAAAGGGGGGAACCACCACCCCCCCUUUUUUUUUUAUCUGGGCAAAUCUUUCAACCCUUUAAUGGGUAUUAUGGUCCCAGUUGACUGUUUUUUCUUUUCUUUUCAUCUACUCAGUCCUCCUACUCUAGAAGAUAUCUGGGUUGGAUCAACUUUUUAUUGGUAUCUAGUUAAUGGAGGUAUUAGACGGGAUGUUAGUGAUCUUAAACAGUAACUUUCAGAUGUCUUCUGUUCCCAGAAGUCUAGAGAGCUCGAAGAAAGAAAUUGUUUUCAUUGUUCUUUUAAUUCUUAUUUUGGUUUAUCUGGCCAGCUGACUAACUUGCAUGAAAUAUGUUGUUUAUGUCAAAAGUUGGUACAGUUGGUUCUGUGUUACAUCUAUUAUGUGGGUUAGCUGAGCCUUGUUUCCCAUAAAGGGUGUUUCUGUAUUGAACAUGUAUAUUUCUAACCCUGGAAUCUGUGUGGGUUCAAGGAGAAGUUCCACCUUCCCUUGUUUUUAUGACACCCAGUCAGAUGUAACGGGGCCACCCAAAAGAUCUACACAUUAGGAAGAAGAAGGUCCAUUUUGGAAAACUAAGGAACCCACUGGGAGAAGGGAAGUCUCAGAGGUGCAGCAUUUUUACAGCCAUCUAGGAGGUGCCCCUAUGAGAGGGAUGGGACCACAUCAUUUUUAGGGAAGUUGGUGCUCAGGAGAUUUGGUUUGCUGAAUAAGCACUACUAACCCCAGGAAACCCCAGAAGAGGCUUAUAGUGGGAGUGAAUUGAUUUCUGCCUCUGGGAGCAGGGCAUUGAUAGUCUUGAAUGCUUCUGAGUCCAAACCUCCUGGUGCCAGUGCCAGCACAGUAGUAGAAAGCCCUGCAUGGGCUCAUGCCACUAGCAACAGGGCCUCACACUCAUACCAGAGGGCUCCCACUCUGCUCCAUAAAGAAAUUCAGAUCCUCUUCUGUGACUCACCAAAUGACUAAAACAGCAGUUUAUUUUUUUAAUUGCUGGUUGGAACAACUAAUACUCCCUUUUAGAACAACUAAUGCUGCCUUUUGGAGGCUGUGCUUUUACUCCAGGGGACUAUGUUGUGACUGAGUGAAGGCCUUACACCUCUGAAUGCCCUUUGAGGUGUAGCCCAUCUGCCUCUCGCAGCCCAAGCGGGCACAUCGGGGACUCCAGGUGCUCCCCAGGGAAGUGGAGGAUUAUGGGUGCUUGUUAUGAGCUGGAACACAGAGAUGAGAUGUGUGCCAGAAAAUGCAGGUGGACUUGGUGGAAUUGGCUUGUCUGUGAUGCCCCCAAGAGGGCAAAGGAUGCUUUUUGACCACCCUGUGGGGGAAGGAGAACCAGAAAAGAACAUAGAUUUUGCAGUUCAUCAGACCUGGGUUUACAUUCCAGUUCUAUUUACAGGGUAAGUCAGUUUCACUAAGCCUUGGCUUCCUCAUACAAAAGAUGCAGAUGUCUUCACAGAGUUGUAGCAGCAGUUAAGCGAGGAGAGUGCAGAAACACCCAAAAGAGUUUAGAAUCAAAGAGGAGGCCUCUCAGCUUGCUCAUCUUGUCUUGAGUUUUCAAUUUCUGGUCAGAAAAUCUUCUGCCAGGAGAUUCAAGUAAAAAAGUUAACGAUCUCAAGUGUAUGCUGGCAGGUGUAGAGUGCCAUUACUGACCAAAAACAAAACCAGGCUUCCAUGUCCUGGAGGGAGAACAGGGAACCAGUAUUGAUUGGUCAUCUUCUACAUGGUUUGCCUCAUUUAGUAACUCUGCAAAGGGGUGUGGUUUCCCUGUGUGAGAGCUGAAAGAAAUGGAAGUUUGGAGAGACCUCAAGUGACUUGGUCUAAGGUUAUUCACAGAGCAAAGUCAGAAAUGGGAUUUGAUCUUGAGUCCAGAGAUCCAAGAUGGGUAUCUUGUACCAAAUCUCAAAAUUCCUAGCAAGAGCUACCCUUAGGCACACAUGGACUUGCAGACUCAUUUGACUUAGCUCUGGAGAAAGGAGACUCCAAUUACAUGACACAGGGAAGAGUGUCUCUUAACCAACUCACAGUUAAGCACUUUAGGGUAAUGUUAUUUUCCAGCCUAUGAUCAAUGAGCAAGAUUUAAUAAGUGAAAUUGCUUAUAAUUAGUUCUUAAUGUAUGUUACCAAAUCUUAACAGAAUUUUGUAUUUGGCAGUAAUGCAGAUAAUUAAGUAGUGAAACCACAUAAAUGAAUAGUGCAAGCACAUGCUGGAUCAGAAUCAAUGUAAAAUAACUGAUGAUUAGGUAAUGAUUCUUUGACAAUACAUAUUGUAUAAUAAUGCAAGAUGGGGUUUAUUUUUUUUACAUUUUAGUAGACAGCUUCAAAUAUUUCACUUACAGAACACACAACAGGUGCUUUUGAUGUUGAUGGAAAAGGUAGCAGUUGUCCGAAAGGCAGCAAGUCGUGGCUCCCAGGUAGGGUGAGGGAACUCCUGUACAUCAGAGGGAACAAAAAGCGCCCUGCCGUCUGGCGGAACCGUUCAGGGAGUGUGGCUCCGAGAGGCCAGAAGCUCGAGCCAGGAAAUUCCCAGCUGGGGGACUUGGUUGGCUUCAGCAGCCCCCCAGGAAAAUGGCAGCUUGUGUUACCACUGUCCAAAAAGAGAAGGCUAUGCAGACAACAGUGCUGACUGACCCCUGCUGGGACAGAGGGUCAGGUGGGGUCCUGUGCCCAUAGAUUGGCUAUUCCAGAGGCUUGAUCUUGAUGUCUUUUGCUGGGAAAGGGGAUUCCCAGGCUGGUCUGACGGAGGCUCCUUAAUUGAGAUAUGUUUGUGCCAAGAUUCUUGCCUUCAGGGCCACAUAUGGACCAAACUCUGGCCUGUAUUUCAGUGAACCUUAGAUGAGUGCUAAUAAGGGCUUUUUCAUUCACAAAGAGAAGUAUUUCCUCAUCUUCUGCAGCAGGGGCCAGCCAAGAAGGAAUAGAACUUGUGCUCUGGCUGAAAGGAAGUAGCUUUUAUUCCGUUACUGUUGGUUAUCGCCAUGCAGAGUACCGAUGAGUACCCAGUGAUGUAGGAUCUUCUGAUUUUUUGAGGGAAACCAAAAAUCCAGAUUUAUAAGACAUUUACUUAAUUGUAAAUCCUGACAACUAAUUAUAUGUUUUAUAAAAACUCUGAGGCUAUCAGUUUAUGACCUCUUCUACCAUCAGGUGGGAGAACUGUCUAAAUAUUUGCCAUCUCCAUUUUCCUAACUUCGGCUACUGAAGUCUGGUUGCUGCCUGCCUUCCUCUUUUAGAGUUUCUUACCUCUUAAAGGAGAAUCCCAAAGAUUGUGUCCAUGGGCCUUUUCUGCUCUUUGCUCCCACUUCUGGCUGACCACCUACUCCAGUGACUUCAACUGUUGCUCACCCCCCUUUCCUCAUGCCCAAAUCUAGACCUUUCCUGAACUUUGAACAUCAUAUACCUAACCACCUGUAUUGGACAUCCUCCCUGCCAACUGUGGCUGUGUAAAAUUCAACUUAUUUUUUAUACCUGUUUCUCUCCUAUAUUCUUUUUUUUUUUUAAGAGUUCAGGAAUUUAUUAUCCAUAAUAUAUAGGGUAAACUAAUAUAGUUAUCUGUGUAUUUUAAUGGACUUUUUUGUUUCUUUUUUUAUUUUUUAUUAAGGUAUCAUUGAUAUACACUCUUAUGAAGGUUUUACAAGAAAAACAAUGGUUAUUACAUUCACCCUUAUUAUCAAGUCCCCCCGCCCCA